Messenger RNA from Mercenaria mercenaria, 1903 nucleotides. Its product is annotated as NADH-ubiquinone oxidoreductase 49 kDa subunit-like. Bases 56 to 1459 code for a protein of 467 amino acids. The record is from RefSeq and is a predicted model, not a curated record. The transcript has 14 exons. Gene Ontology annotation, molecular function: NADH dehydrogenase (ubiquinone) activity; quinone binding; NAD binding. Gene Ontology annotation, biological process: mitochondrial electron transport, NADH to ubiquinone. NCBI's taxonomy places the organism in Eukaryota, Metazoa, Mollusca, Bivalvia, Venerida, Veneridae.
CGAGAAUGGUGGAACGCUACUACACAGGUUUUAGAACGCUUCCUGCUCACCCAAAAUGGCGUCCUUGGGGCUGCUGUUACGAAAUAUUUCCACAACAAGCGUGAAAACAUUGUGGAAUCCUGCAAAAAGCAGAGCGGCAGCGACUUACUUUGCAAGGAGAAAUGCUGGUACAUACUACUAUGAUAAAGAUUUUAUCAAGACAAGGCAGGGGCCAUUUGAAGAACCAGAUGAUUACAUAAAAGAGAGGAUGAUUAUUCAGCAUCAGAAUCCUAAUCUGAUGCCAGAAGAGAAAGAAAUACAGAAUUUAACAUUAAAUUUUGGACCUCAGCAUCCAGCUGCCCAUGGUGUAUUGAGACUUGUACUAACUCUCAGUGCAGAGCAAGUGGUACGAUGCGACCCACACAUAGGCCUCCUACACAGAGCAACAGAGAAACUUAUAGAAUACAAAACAUAUAUGCAGGCAUUACCUUACUUUGAUCGUCUGGAUUAUGUAUCUAUGAUGUGUAAUGAACAGACAUACAGUCUUGCCGUGGAGAAGCUUCUUAAUAUUGAGGUCCCAGAAAGAGCUAAAUAUAUUAGAGUGAUGUUUGCUGAACUGACUAGAAUAUUAAACCAUUGUAUGGGUAUUGGUACGCACGCACUUGAUGUAGGAGCGAUGACACCAUUUUUCUGGCUGUUUGAGGAGAGAGAAAAGAUUUUGGAAUUUUACGAAAGAGCAUCAGGUGCUAGAAUGCAUGCAGCUUAUGUCCGCCCUGGAGGCGUUGCAUUGGAUAUCCCUCUUGGACUGAUGGAUGACAUCUAUCAGUUUAUUGAGCAAUUUGGUCAGCGUAUAGAUGAGGUGGAUGAUGUCCUGUCAGCAAACAGAAUAUGGAAACACAGAACUAUAGAUGUGGGUGUAAUCUCAGCAGAGGAUGCUCUUCUUUAUGGAUUCAGUGGUGUAAUGUUACGAGGAUCUGGUAUCAAGUGGGAUCUUAGGAAACAGCAGCCUUACGAUGCAUAUGACAAAGUAGAAUUUGAUAUUCCAAUUGGUACACGUGGCGAUUGCUACGACAGAUACUUGUGUCGUAUGGAGGAGAUGCGACAGAGUUUACGUAUAAUCCACCAGUGUUUAAAUAAAAUGCCAGCCGGUGAGAUUAAAACUGAUGAUCAUAAAGUGUCGCCUCCUAAACGUGCAGAAAUGAAGAACUCAAUGGAAUCUUUGAUCCAUCAUUUCAAGCUGUACUCUGAGGGUUACAAUGUUCCACCAGGUUCUACAUACGUUGCAACAGAAGCACCAAAGGGUGAAUUUGGAGUAUAUCUAGUUUCUGAUGGAUCUAACAAACCAUACAGAUGUAAAAUCAAGGCACCAGGAUUUGCUCACUUGGCAGCACUUGACUUUCUCUGCCACACACACAUGCUGGCAGAUUUGGUCGCCAUUAUAGGCUCUCUGGAUAUUGUGUUCGGAGAAGUGGAUCGUUAAGAUGCAGGCUGGGUUGGAUCACAUGUCACAUACACACAUGUUGGCUGAUGUUGUUGCUAUUAUUGGUACUCUAGAUGUUGUCUUCGGAGAAGUGGAUCGAUAACAUGUUAUCUGCUUUUUAGAACAUUUUUGUGUGUGUUUGACACUAAAUUAUUAUGCAAACAUUUACAAACUGAAACAUUACAGGUACUAAAUAGUCUGCAGUAUUUUCAGGAAAGAACAGAUCAAAUAAGUUGAUGUAAAAAAGUGAAUUUGCUUUUGAAUUUUAAUUUGCCUAUGUUGUCGAGUAUGUACAUGGACUAAAUGUGUUAACCUGUCGAAGGCUUUUGAACUUGUGGUUGUAUUAAUACAACAUCUAUUGGUAUAUGGUAUUUAAUAUAACCACUUAAAGCUCUGUAGAGAUAUUUUUAAAGAUGUGAAAAGAAAAUAGAUUGUUUUGUUAUA